GUUUGAGGAACAACUUUUAGCCAGUGGAGUGGAUUAAACCCGUUUCGGGAGGCCAAAAGCGUAAAUACAUAUAGUCACUUCCCGUACUGUUACUUGGGGAUGGGUACUCGGUGCUAUCACGCUGUUCAGGAUGGAGGUGACCGCGUGGCAACGAAAUGAUGAGUUGGUUUCCAUGCUGACCAGCCUCAGUGACCAUAUCCAACACGGCCGUAGCAAUGACGCCAUUGCAGUCGUGAUGACAAUCCGGAAAGAUGGGGGAAAAUUUCACGAAUCUGUGGAGACAAUGACCAAAUGCGUGAAUCAAUUGUUCGAACAGAAAAAAAGAGAGAUGGAAUCUAAGCAAGAGAAGAGGAACGACAUUGCGAAAAAGAUACCAUCUUUGAAAUCAGGAAUCGGCAAGUGCGAGAAGAAUAUCACCCAACACGAGAAUGAGGAAGAGGCGUCCAGACGUCGAGAGAGUCAGGCAGACGACACGUUUCAGCGCGCAGAACGUGAUUUUCGUGAAGUGAAAACGCCGGAAUAUCAAUGGUGGUACGUUUUUGCAGACCAUAUAUGGCAGGAUGCAUGGCGCAGCUACGACAAUCAGAAGUCUAGAGCGAGGAAAGAAAUGUCAGAUGCACAAAGUGAUAAGGAAAGAGCUCAACGGUCAUUACUUGAAGCAAGGAAUAAAAAGUUAACUGAACAGUCGAAACUAGACACACUCACAGAUUUGGCUAAAGAAUGCGAAAUUCUUUAUUCUGAGUUGCACACUGAGGUUACAUUUUUGAAAGACGCAUCAUCUUUUACGUUCAAAUUGAAUGGGGUGUUACAAGAGGUGCUUUUAGCAACCGAUGCAGCCCUUGUACGAACUGACCGAUUGAAGAUGUUGUUGGAAAACUUCAUGGUGAAGUCCGGUGUGUUGGAAUGCAGAGGUACUCGGACGCUACUCCAGACGGUGCGAGAAAGGUGGAUAGAGGUCAGGGACCUGGUUGUGAAUGUCCCUAACGACAGAAACGCCUUGAUAUGGCAAGAGGCACAAAGAAAAACGGCUCUUUCCCUCGGGAGAAAGGAGUUGAAGGAAUUCAACCACUUGUUGUCAUCGCUGAAGACGAAGCUAAGAGAAGGACAGGCAAGUGACGCCAUCGAAACUUUGACGGGGAUGCAAGUCAAAGGGGUGCAUUUUGAUAUGCUCGCUCAAGCACAGAAAGAGCACUUGGAGCAGCGCGAGAAAUGGAUUAAAGAAGAAAUGAAAAGAACGGAAAAAAUACUAUCUAUUGAAGACCAGCUGGACAGUAUCGGGUAUGGCAGCAACGUGCCGAAUGGCAUCGUCCGUGCCUUCAAAUCUCAUUCAUUGCUGCAAGAUGUGAGUGCGAUUGAGGCCGGAUGGGAGGCACUCAGCUACGGGUGAUUUUGCCUACUUUUGGCCACUGUUGUUUGAGAUCAAAUACGACAAGAAUAUGUAUCCGGACGGUCUGUGGAGGGUGGACGCAAGUUCGAUCAUGCUUGAUUCGCACUUGAACCACUGCCCAGUCUAUAUACUCCUUUAGAACGAUUCUGUAAAUCUGAAGUAUGCAAGUUACGCAACCCCUACAUGUACGUAAUGUGACCCCCAACGACAUCGUCCGCCCGACCGCGGACGAUUUAUAUUGAAUUUUGAUUGGUGCUUCGCUUUUUGUGUAUUGGUGCUUCGCUUUUUUGUGUAUUGGUGCAUCGCAAAUGUUUGGGGUGGCGAUAAUACAGUUUUCAU
Messenger RNA from Lineus longissimus, 1726 nucleotides. RefSeq lists its product as uncharacterized. The transcript is spliced from 3 exons. Lineage: Eukaryota; Metazoa; Nemertea; Pilidiophora; Heteronemertea; Lineidae. The record is from RefSeq and is a predicted model, not a curated record. Bases 131 to 1387 code for a protein of 418 amino acids.